This is a messenger RNA of Zychaea mexicana, 969 nucleotides long. RefSeq lists its product as uncharacterized. Lineage: Eukaryota; Fungi; Mucoromycota; Mucoromycetes; Mucorales; Lichtheimiaceae. The transcript is spliced from 2 exons. The record is from RefSeq and is a predicted model, not a curated record. Bases 1 to 969 code for a protein of 322 amino acids.
AUGAAGAUGUCGCUCAAAGCAAACAAAUGGAAGCUCUCAUUAGAAGACAAUUUGUUACUGAUACUAUCAUCCACCUCAGUGAAACCACAUUUUGAUUACGAUCAGUGGCAUAUGAUCGACGAGUAUAUCCAGCAAGCAUACGGCAUCAAGCGCCAACCCAUCCCUCUCGCGACGACCACACAGUUCAGUAGCAUCCUUGAUCGGUUUAUUAACAAACAGAUUGGCCGGGAUGAGGCUGAGAUCAGCUUUAAAUCUCUGGCUCUACCUACCAUGAAAAAGAAAAUUGCCAAAGCGAUCAGCAACUUGGUUUCAAAGUUACCUCUUGUGACUAUCGAAGAAAACGUGAACGAGAUGGAGCUUCGCUCUCGCUUCAUUGAUCCUUUUUUGGCCGGUCUAUUUGAUGAUCCAGACAAUAGUAUCUACUUGCGCUGGCUGGACGAAACCACCUUGGAGGCCAAGGCUAAGGAAGCAUCAAGUUCCCGGCCAGACCUGAGUGUUACCAAGUCUUUAGGCAUCAAAUGGGCAACCACCCUGGCCUAUGGUGAAGCCAAAUCUGCCAUGUAUAGCGACGAUCACUUUAUUAUUUGCAAGGAUCUGAUCAAGGUAGCCAGGUUUUGCAAGGACGCUCUCGACGACCAGUUGUUUGAAGGAAUUCUGGCCGUACAAAUCAUUGGACGAACUGUUGUGUAUUAUCUUCUGACGUUACCCGCCCAAAGCAUUUAUACCAUGAUUCCUCUGGCAACUAUCAAGGUCCCAGACAGCAUCAACGACUUGCCUGGUCCGGUUUACAAGGUUCCUGAUAUUCUCAAAGUUUUGGACAUCUUUGAACGCGUCUGUGUUCGUGCAGCACACCCGGAGACCAUCAAGCAUCGCUGUGCUCCAACCUUGCCAAUGGCAAAUAUCCAACAGCUAUUUUCGCAGUCCAAGAACCGCAAGAGGUCCUGUCAUAUCCAACUUUACCACAAUUGA